Molecule: messenger RNA, 1514 nt
Organism: Clupea harengus (Atlantic herring)
Lineage: Eukaryota; Metazoa; Chordata; Actinopteri; Clupeiformes; Clupeidae
Gene: c1qtnf12
Product: C1q and TNF related 12
Exons: 8
Coding region: 82-1098 (338 amino acids)
Molecular function (GO): hormone activity
Source: RefSeq, a predicted model, not a curated record
GGUGUGUGUGCUGGUGUGUGUGCUGGUCGUGUGGCGUGUGUGUGCGGGGCGUGUGUGUGUGUGCUGGUGUGUGUGGCAUCAAUGCACUGGUCCGGUGGGGGGAUGUGCUGGAUGUUGGUGCUGCUGCUGGUCUCGGUGUUGGGGGGGCAGUGCCAGUUGUGUGCGGGGGGGCGGGCCAAAGGUCGCAGGAGGCAGAAAGACACCCGUGCCCAGAUCACCGAGCUGCUGAACACCACCCUCGCUGGCACAGAGGAGCGCGGGCACAGGAAGAUUACGGAGCUCCAUGGGUUAGAUCCUCAAGGAUCCUGGAGAGAUUUUGUCAAUCGGCCUGACGACACCCUCCAACGCCGCGCUCGAAACAAGAAGAGAACUCUGGUUGGUGAUGACAUCACAGAGCUGCCUUCUGCUCCAUCAACAGUUAAACCAGGCCCCCCCGGCCCUCCGGGCCCCCCAGGGCCACGCGGCCCCCCAGGAGCGGCAGUCACUCAGAGCGUCCUGCUGCAGGAUUUCAAACAGAUGAUCAGAGAGGCGACGCAGCGGAGGGAACUGCCCCUGGAGGGAGGAGCCAACGCCAGCCCCUCCCCAGGUCUGGUUGCCGUGGGAGACUCAAUGUUCCUGCGCCGGAUAGAGGAGGCGUUCCUCUGCAAACUCAGACAACCAAUCACAGUGGAGAAGAGGGGCGUGGCAGAGAUGCACAGCUUUCAAAUACCAACAGCAAAAGGGGGCUUCAUGAGGGGGGCGGGGCUUGACCUCUCCUCUGGACGCUUCACUGCACCGCUGACCGGCAUCUACCAGCUCUCUACCAACCUGCACAUCAGCAGAGCAGAUCACAGUGAACCACACAGAAGCAGAGGUCAGCUGAGGCCACCGGAGCAUGUGCGUGUUCACAUCUGCAUCCAGUCCCUGUGUAACAGACACAUAUCUCUGGAGACUGUGGUCAGCAUGGAGGGUAGUGGCCAGCUCUUCACUGUGUGUGUCCAUGGACUGCUGGAGCUACAGGUGGGGCAGUACGUGUCCGUGUCCGUGGUCAACGAGUCAGCGUCUCCCAUCACUGUCCAGGAAGACUCAGACUUCACUGGCCUCCUCCUGGGCCUAUAGUCCAGCUCCAGAACCACACGUGUGAUCCAAGUCCAGCUCGAGGUCUUAGUCUCCAGACAGACUGUGGCUCUUAGUCAGUCGUAGCAUAUGGCAGUGGGUCCCUGAUGCCUGUGUGUGUGUGUGUGUGUGUGUGUGUGGUGUGUGUGUGUGUGUGUGUGUGUGUGUGUGUGCCUGUCUCAGACGGAUGUGUUCACUUUGAAUGGGAAGACGCCAUUCGUUGCCGAACUGAAUUGUGGUUCCGUUGCGUUGCGUUGCUUGCGCCGAAAGUUGAAAAAGUUUUCGAGAGACAACGCAUGCGCCAGUCAAUCAAAUAGCGACGCUGGAAAAAAAAAAGAUGCCGGACUUAACUCCGUAGAUGGUCGUAUUUGUACAUAAAAGUUGUUUGAUGACUUUUUUUUUUGCUUAGAUUUUUUUAA